AUGGGGAACAUGGAUGGGAAAUCCGUGGAAGAACUGAGUGCCACCGAGUGCCACCAGUGGUACAAGAAGUUCAUGACGGAGUGUCCCUCGGGCCAGCUCACCCUGCAUGAGUUCAAGCAGUUUUUUGGUUUGAAAAAUCUGAGUCCAGCAUCAAACAAAUACAUUGAGCAAAUGUUUGAGACAUUUGACUUUAAUAAGGAUGGCUACAUUGAUUUUAUGGAAUACGUGGCAGCUCUGAGCCUGGUCUUGAAGGGAAAAGUGGAACAGAAGCUGAGAUGGUAUUUCAAGCUCUAUGAUGUGGAUGGUAAUGGCUGCAUUGACAGAGGAGAAUUAUUGAAUAUCAUCAAGGCUAUUCGAGCCAUUAACCGAUGUAACGAAACAAUGACCGCUGAGGAAUUCACAGACAUGGUGUUUGAUAAAAUCGAUAUCAACGGAGACGGCGAGCUCUCCUUGGAGGAGUUCAUGGAGGGAGUACAGAAGGACGAGGUGCUCCUUGAAAUCCUCACACGGAGCUUGGACCUGACGCACAUUGUCCGGAUGAUCCAGAAUGAUGGGAAGAACCCACAGGGCUCGGAGCAGACGGAAGGGGCGGCUGAAUAG
Messenger RNA from Mauremys mutica (yellowpond turtle), 600 nucleotides. Its product is annotated as guanylyl cyclase-activating protein 1. Gene Ontology annotation, cellular component: cone photoreceptor outer segment; photoreceptor inner segment. The transcript is spliced from 4 exons. Gene Ontology annotation, biological process: positive regulation of guanylate cyclase activity; visual perception. Gene Ontology annotation, molecular function: calcium sensitive guanylate cyclase activator activity; calcium ion binding. The coding region runs from base 1 to 600 and encodes 199 amino acids. The record is from RefSeq and is a predicted model, not a curated record. NCBI's taxonomy places the organism in Eukaryota, Metazoa, Chordata, Testudines, Geoemydidae.